UUAAACAUGUAAGAAAAUGAAAUUUAAUUAAUGCUUAAAGCAAAACUAUUUCUAGCCCUGUAGCUAUUUUUGAAUGUGUCAGCGGCCUUAUUAAAAGUUUUAAAACGGAACUUAUCGCGGAAGCCAAAACAGAGCAGUGCAUGUUGGGUAGCCCACAUAUGUUUGUUUUUUUUAAGGCGAGCUAUUGUUUCUGUCUUGAAAUAUGGCCCAACGAAAAAAAGAGAAAACAAAAUGAUUAAACUAACAUUUAACAGCCAUUACAGUACUUUAAAGUAUUUAUGGAUGGAGUGAGAGAAAUGGCGGAGGAAAGUGAAGUGAACCUUCCAGUCGAGGAAGAAGACAAGGAGAAAGAAGGGAUUUGGUGCUUGAGGAGAGUCGGUAAAAAAUGCGAAUGGCUGCUUCUGAACGAAGAAACUGAGGUGACUCUUGGACGUGGGCUUGCUGUCACAUAUCGGAUAUUAUCUUUGGCCUGUCCGUUGAUGAUUUCUAGAAACCACUGUGUAUUCAAGCAGAAUGAAGAGAGCCAGUGGACAGUGACUGACAAAAAGAGUCUGAAUGGAGUGUGGGUUAAUGGAAAGCGAAUUGAGCCCUAUAAGGCGCACCUUUUGAAUGAAGGAGACACCGUUCAACUUGGAGUGCCUAUUGAAGACAAGGGAGUAGAGUAUGAGUAUGUGCUGAUUAAGGAUCAGCUACAAAAUGUAGCCCCUUUUUUGCACAAAACUACAGAGCAAGACACCGAGAUUGCUCCCAGAGUCAAAAGGACUAAGAGGAAAUACAGCUCUGGGGAAUUUGAUUCUGAGGACUCCUCCAACUCAAAAGAAAAAGUGUCUCUGAGCUUUAGCGUGGACAAGUCCAGAAGCAGUUCUUCCUUGGCUACUGAAAUGGCCAAGCAAAAACCUAACCACUGUGAGUCUGCAACCCCUGGACCAAGUAGGGAUCCCCAGGAAGCCCUCCCUCUACAAGACACACAGGACCCUACAAAGCUGCAGCCAAUUUCACAGAGCAGUGCAGAGCUUGCCCGCCUGCAGGACAACAUGAAACGGAUCCAAAGACUGAAAAUUAGAGUGAAGGAGGCAGAGCAGCAAGCAGCUUCCCUUUAUGCCCAGCAGGCACCUGAACCACAGCUUAACCAAGUAGAGGAGAAGCUAAAUGUUCUAAGGGGACAGCUGCGCGUCGAACAGCAACAGCAGCUGCUGAGAGUCGAGCUGCUGGAGAAAACGUUUUUUGAGGAGGAGCAGCGGCUGGAGGAUGAGAAGAAGCUUCAAGUGGAAGAGAGUUUGGAAAAUAAACUGGAUUUGGCUUUGCAAGAGCAUCGAAAGGUGAUAGAAGAAUUGAGACGUUCCCGAAAAGAUUUUGAAGAGAUCAUCCAGGCCAAAGAUAAAGAACUUGAGGAAACCAAGGAAGAGAAGGAGAAGGCUAAAGCCCAGAAAGAAGAAGUUUUAACUCAAAUGACUGAAGUGUUGGAGAAUGAACUGCAGUGCAUCAUCUGUUCAGAGCUUUUCUUUGAGGCUGUCACAUUGAACUGCGCUCAUAGCUUCUGCUCGCAUUGUAUAAACCAGUGGAGGAAACGGAAGGAUGAGUGCCCCAUUUGCAGACAGGGUAUCUUUGCUCAGACUCGUUCCCUGGUUCUCGACAACUGCAUUGAUAGAAUGGUGGAGAACUUGAGUUCGGAGAUGAAAGAGCGGCGUGAAAGCCUGAUGCGUGAACGUAAAGGUGAGAGCUCAGUCAGUGGUGAUGGUCAUGACGGCAACGAGAGCAGUGAUUUCUCAUCAGGAAGCAGCAUCUCCUCUGUAAUAUCCACUGAAGAAAGCAGCAGCAGCAGCAGCAGCAGCAGCAUCAGCUGGGGCUCUGACACCUCUAGUUCCAGUGAGAACUCCUCAUAUGAUGGGUUCUACAUCAUCUAGACGAAGUUGACCUUUCCAGUCCUGGUCAUGUUCCAUUCCUGUUCUAAAUGGUGUUAUUGAACCAGGUCCUGAAGUAGUUAAUUGUUUUAUUUUUACCAAAUAAAACCUUGAGAUGAAUAGCCCUCCCAAGAUAAUGAUUUGCCUGUUUUUCUGUGUUUAUUGAUGGAAUAUAAAAAAAAUAACUUUUUUUACAGCUCUGAUCAAGGUGUUUUCAGAUAAAUGUCCUAUUGUGUGUGUAUCGACAGUGUUAAGUUGUGUAUUGUAGUAAGAAUUUGUCCUGUGGAAUGCAAUCCUAGAUCACAAGCUUGUUCACCCUUGUGCAAGUAACUUGAAAGUUUGUACCUUUUUUUUUUUUCUUUUCUUUUGUAAAAGGAAUAAAAUAAAUAAAAAAAUCUGAACUCUA
This is a messenger RNA of Acipenser ruthenus (sterlet), 2307 nucleotides long. RefSeq names its product E3 ubiquitin-protein ligase rnf8-like. The transcript is spliced from 8 exons. Gene Ontology annotation, molecular function: histone binding; ubiquitin protein ligase activity. Gene Ontology annotation, biological process: protein K48-linked ubiquitination; double-strand break repair; ubiquitin-dependent protein catabolic process. The coding region runs from base 279 to 1904 and encodes 541 amino acids. Gene Ontology annotation, cellular component: site of double-strand break; ubiquitin ligase complex; nucleus. Lineage: Eukaryota; Metazoa; Chordata; Actinopteri; Acipenseriformes; Acipenseridae. The record is from RefSeq and is a predicted model, not a curated record.